CAAAAUUAUUCCAAGAACAUUGGCUCUAAAUACCAGAAUUCCAUAAUGUCAGGGCAUGGACAUAGUCAUAGUUGUGAAAAAGAGCACGAUCAUGGAUUGCCACCAGAAGAAAUGGCUGCCGCGUACAGUCUUUACACAAAAAUAGAUACCUUUAAUGUUGAGUGUUUGAAUGAAGCCGUUGAUGGCUCUGGUAAAACUGUCUUUAAACCAUGGGAUCAGAGACUGAGCAAAGAAAAGUAUGUUGAAAGUGAUGCUGAUGAAGAGUUGUUAUUUAAUAUUCCUUUUACUGGCAACGUGAAAUUAAAAGGAGUAAUCUUAAUAGCUGGGCCUGGAGAAAACCACCCUAAUAGAAUGAAAUUGUUUAAAAAUCGGCCUAAGAUGACAUUUGAUGAUUCAAGUGCAGAGGCUGAUCAAGAGUUUGAAUUACAUCCCGAUCCUGAAGGCGUUUUAGAAUACUCAACAAAAGUAGCUAGAUUUAAUAGUGUAGAACAUCUUUCAAUACAUUUUCCUAGUAAUUAUGGGGCAGAAACUACUUGUGUUUACUAUAUUGGUUUAAAAGGCGAUUUUACAGAGGCAAGAAGACAUGAGGUUACAAUUUGUACAUAUGAAGCUCGAGCUAACCCGAGUGAUCAUAAAACAAAUGCAUUGGACUCAGUCAAUAGUUUAAUUCAAUAAUAACAGGCCUUUAAAUGUGAUAGGUAAAAACAGUACACAUGGCGCUAAUUGUGAUAUCUUGUGCAUUUAUGGAAGCUUGUUAUCUUAUGAUGUUAUGUUUUGUUUUCUGUUUAUGUGUUCAGCAACUUAUGUUAUUUAAUUUCAUCUUGUUUUAUGUGACCAAGUAUGCAAGAGGAAUAAGGUUUGUUUAAAUAGUAUUCCUUGGUGAAAUAUUGAAAUUAAAAACACUUUGAACUGUGGCUUGCACUGACAAUGGAAACAAGAGUAAGUGGAUCUGAUAAAACUCUUUAUCAGUAGUCACAGGUUGCUAUCUUUGCAUACAGUGUGAAAACAUUGUAUAUUGUUACACUUGGUUUAUUAACAUCUAUUGCUAAACACAAAUAACUUUCAAUUAUGUUCAAUAAAUUUAUGAAAAAAACAGAAACAAAUUUAUCAUGCUUUAAUAAAAACUAAAUUGGUAACUCUGAUUCUACUAUAUCUUGCAUCAUCUUAUACUGACUAAUCAAUUUAGAAUAGUCAAACUUGUCUGGCUGAUGAUUAAAUAAUUUAACAUAUUGAAAGUUUUCAGGAGUUCUGUUUCCAUAAUAUUGACUCAUUUGACGAACCAGAUUCAAAGCCUCUUGUUUUGUCUGAAAUGAAAAAUAUGCCGAUUUUGUUUAAUAUGAACUCAAAAAUCAAUAAAUUCUUUAAUGU
Messenger RNA from Lottia gigantea (owl limpet), 1368 nucleotides. RefSeq lists its product as hypothetical. NCBI's taxonomy places the organism in Eukaryota, Metazoa, Mollusca, Gastropoda, Lottiidae. The transcript is spliced from 6 exons. Gene Ontology annotation, cellular component: nucleus. The record is from RefSeq and is a predicted model, not a curated record. Bases 46 to 675 code for a protein of 209 amino acids.